Molecule: messenger RNA, 4907 nt
Organism: Anolis sagrei ordinatus
Lineage: Eukaryota; Metazoa; Chordata; Lepidosauria; Squamata; Anolidae
Source: RefSeq, a predicted model, not a curated record
AGGGAAAGGGGCAGAAACACUGGGGAAGCCAUGAGGUUGAACUUCCCUUUCCUGAAAUGCUGGGAACAAAGGGAGUUGUAGUUGGGAAUACUCAACCUUCUCAAGCCUCCUCUGUUUGAUGUUUUUUCCCUGGAUAUAAUAUGCUGUUUCAGUACUGAAGUGUAUAUGUGUUCUUUGAUAUGCAGUUUUUCCUAACUCUAUGUUUUUGAGGCUGUGGGCGGGGCUGCAGACCAUGUGACCAGAUCAGGGACUGUUUGGAACACAGUCAGAAGAUGACAGUUGAGGGAUGACAGUUGGAAGAAGACAGUCAUCAAGGAGAGAUUUACAGAGGUCUAUAGCGUUGAAGAGACUGAGAAGGACUGAAAGGAAACAAAGAUCUCUCACCAGGGAUAUCUCGAUUUGCUUCUGAAGUUUUGUCUAGUCCAAGUGCGCUAACUGUCCACGACCAUGAAUCACAGUGAGUGACCCAUUUGGAGAAGUCAGACACAGCAGCCUUUCUCUGGACCAAGAGAAAACAUGGCCAGAACAGACGAAGCAGACGCCUCGGGUCUCUGCUUCAAGUCUGCAUUGGUGCCAGAAGAGAGGGUGAAAGUGCAAGACUUCACAGCAAAGAGAGGCAGAGAAAUCUUGCAUGCCAUCAGUGAUGGGAAUGACAUGGGAUUCAGGGGGAAAAUUGUGCCAAAGACUCUGGUUGAGGAUAAUAUAGAUGCAUACGUUGAAUGUCAGAGUUUCCAGCAGUUCCUAUAUGAAGAGGCCAAGGGCCCCCGAAUGCUUUGCCAGCAUCUCUGGGAACUUGGCCUUCGGUGGCUGAAGCUGGGACAGAACACGAAGGAGCAGAUCCUGGAGCUGGUGAUCCUGGAGAAAUUCCUGGCCGUCCUCCCCUUGGAGAUGAAGAUCUGGGUCAGGGCAUAUGGCCCUGCAAACUGCGCCCAAGCGGUGGCCCUGACAGAAGCGUUCUUAGUCAGAGAGCAACAGGACGGGAGGCAGGGCCCGGUGACCUUCAAGGAAGUGGCUGUGAAGUUCUCGGAGGAGGAAUGGGCUUUGCUGGAUCUGCACCAGAGGGCUUUGUAUUGGGAAGUCAUGGUGGCAAAUUAUCAUACUGUGUCCUCCCUGGCAACCCUUCUGAUCUCCAGACCUGACUUCAUCUCCUGGGUUAAAGAAGAGGAAGAACCAAGAGUAGAGUGUGUGGAGGAAGGGGCAAGAUUGGCAGGGAAUUACCAAGUUGAGGAGAACAAAGAUGGGAGCGGUCACCCAGAAAGAUCUGAGCAGCUGGACAAUGGCAGGGGAACAUCAUUGGAAAAGAUUGAAGAGUAUGAUUCACGGGGUCUUAAUGUUAGUGUGCAUGACUGUUCUCAAGAGGGGGAAGGCCCAUACAGAUGUUCCAAGGAGCCAAGAGAGGUUUGCCGGCAUCUCUGGGAGCGUGGCCUUCAGUGGCUGAAGCCAGGAGAGAACACAAAGGAGCAGAUCCUGGAGCUGGUGAUCCUGGAGAAAUUCCUGGCUGUCCUCCCCUUGGAGAUGAAGACCUGGGUCAGGGCACAUGGCCCUGCAAACUGUGCCCAAGCAGUGUCCCUGGCAGAAACGUUCUUAGUCAGAGAGCAAAAGGACGGGAGGCAGAAAGCUGCGGGCCGAGUGACCUUUGAGGAAGUGGCUGUCAAGUUCUCAGAAGAGGAAUGGGCUUUGCUGGAUCUGAGCCAGAGGGCUCUGUAUUGGGAAGUCAUGUUGGCAAAUUACCAUACUGUGUCCUCCCUGGAGAAUGACCAAGUUGAGGAGAACAAAGAUGAGAGCGGUCAGCCAGAAAUAUCUGAUCAGAUGAUCAAUGGCAGGGGAACAUCACUGGAAGAGAAUGAAGCGAAUGAUUUGCAGGGUCUUAACAUUAGUGUUCAAGACUGCUCUCAAGAGGGGGAAGACCCUGAUGGAUGUUUACUCAGUGAUCAAUCUCUCCUCUUUGAGCACAGAAAGUCCCACCCAAGAGAGAAGCGAUUCAGCUGCUCUUUCUGUGAAAAAAGGUUCAGUAAGAAGGUAUAUUUAACAGCACAUGAAAGAACUCACACAGGAGAGAAACCCUACAAAUGCCUCGAGUGCGGCAAAAGUUUUGUGAGCCGCACAUCCCUUUUCAUCCAUAGGAAAAUCCACACGGGAGAGCGGCCCUUUCCGUGCCCUGAAUGUGGCAAAAGGUUCAAAAAUAAACAGGCCCUGAGUAAACACAAGGUCGUCCAUACGGGAGAGAGGAAAUAUUUAUGCACCGUGUGCGAGAAGAGGUUUUCCAAUAAAGGCAACCUGAUGACACACAUGAAGAUCCACACGGGGGAGAAGCCCUACAAAUGCCUCGAUUGCGGCAAAAGUUUCAUAAGCCACGUGUACCUUAUCGUCCAUAGGAGAAUCCACACGGGAGAGCGGCCCUUUCCGUGCCCUGAAUGUGGCAAAAGGUUCAUUAAUAAACAGGCCCUGAGCAAACACGAGGUCGUCCAUACGGGAGAGAGGAAAUAUAUAUGCGCUGUGUGCGACAAGAGGUUUGCGUAUAAAGGCGACCUGGUGAGGCAUCGAAGGAUCCACACAGGGGAGAAACCACAUUGCUGCCACAUGUGCGGGAAAGGUUUUAUUCAGAAAGCGUGCCUCGUUGAGCAUGAGCUGAGCCAUCACACAGAUCAUCCGUAUGUCUGCUCGGAGUGCGGCAAAACGUUCAAACGGAGGAAAGGCUUCCUUUCGCACAUGAAGACGCAUAGGGGAGAGAGUGCGCCAGAAUCCACAAAGAAGAGUGUAAACAAUGAGGAGUCCGUUGUUGCAACCAGCAAAGAGAAAUCCCAUCCCUGCCUGACUUGCGAUAAGAGCUUCCAAUCGAGAUACCACCUUAUCCUUCACCAGAGGACCCACACUGGAGAGAAACCCUAUCAGUGCUCUGAAUGUGGGAGACGUUUCAGUCAACAGGCAGGGCUCUACAUACACCAGAAGGUUCACACAGGCGAAAAGCCGUUUUUGUGUACCGAAUGUGGAAAAAGCUUUCAUAACAAAAGCAAUUUAGCCCGGCACCAGCGAAUCCACACGGGGGAGAAGCCGUUCAUGUGCCAAGAGUGUGGGAAGAGCUUCAACCAGAAGGCUUCCUUGGUGGCGCAUCAGACGACCCACAGCCAAGACAAGCGCUACUCGUGCCCAGAUUGCGGGAAGACCUUCAAGCUGAAAGCAUCCCUCCACAUACACCAGAGAACUCACACGGGCGAGAAGCCCUAUGAGUGCUCCCAGUGCAAGAAGCGAUUCGUUCGACGUUCCAACCUGAGACAGCAUGAAAAGACCCAUGCAGGUGUUUCUUCUUCGGACACAACCCAAAUAAUUUUGACUAAUUCUACUUCUGAGCUGGCCAUGGAAACGAAAGAAUCUACGGAGAUGUGUGUGGAAACAUUUAACGCUACUGUGGUGAAUGUGGAUGGUGUGUUGUUCCUUCUGCAAACUUCUGCAUAAAUCUGGAUCAUCUUCAUUGGGAACCAAGAUUCGGUUCAACGAUUAAGAUGGUCGGUCUGCCUGGAAAUGGAGGUUUUCCGAAUAUUCCUCUGUGCUUAUUUUCUGUAACAUAUUUUUUGUUAUACCAGUCUACAGCAAAAUGUAUUGAGAGCUGUUUAUGAUUAAAUCUUUCUUUUAAAAAGAAGCAAUAACAUAAUAUUAAAGGUAUAAAAGGGGGAAGGGAGGCAGAGAAUAUAAGAUAUAUAUAUUUAUAUAUUUCUCAAAAUGUGUCUGUGAUUUCCUAACCAGAUGCUCUCCAGAACAAGAACUUGGAAAGGGGUGUGUGUGUGUGUGGGUUUGAAUUCCACCUUUCAGCCAUUGCAAGUUGAAGAAUUUCGAGGUUUCCGGCCAGAAAUGCAGACCCCGAACUUAAGAAGACUGAGAAAGGCCAAGAUAGACAAAGAGAAGAAAGGAUGGAGAUGAAAUCAAUCCCUCCCCUUUAAAACAUAAUUGCUAGAAUGAAAUAAUUUAUGGUAUAUAGACUAAUAGAGGAAAGGAUGGAGGUGAAAUGACUCCUAGAAUGGUUUGCAUGAAAUCUUUUGUGUCUCUCUGGAUGUGUUUCCAUUGCAGAAUUAAUGUGAUUUGAUACUACUUUGGCUGCCAUGGACCAGUGCAAGGGAAUCAUGGGAGUUGUAGUUUUACCAGGUCUCCUUUUAGUCUCCUUUGCCAAAGAGUGAGUGCUAGUGCCUCACCAAACUACAACUCCCAGGAUGCCAUCGCAUUGAGCCAAGGCGAUUCAAACUGUAUUCAUUCUACAGUGGAAUUGCACCCCUUGCAUGGACCUUGAGAACUCUUCAUCCAGCAGGACGGAUACUCUCUGAUGCUCACACAGACACUUGCCUCCUGAAUCUUGAGAGCCCAAAGGAUGCGCACUGAAUCUCUCCAAGGUGUCCAUGUGUCCAUGCUUGUACUAUCUAUGUGUCCGCUGCAGUUUAUAUUGCAGGAGCAUUGCCUUGCUUGUGUAUCCCACCAUGAUAGUCCUCAUGCGAAACCGAUUAAUCCAUGGAGAUGAAGCCGAUCUCCACCCACCCAGUUUUCUUUCUUGUUGGUUUCCAUCCAGUUUGCACAUGCUGUAGAAUCAAUGCACUCUGAUGUCGUGGCUCCAAGCCAUGGGAUCCUGGGAGUUGUAGUUUGGUGAGGCACCAGUACUCACUCUUUGGCAGAUACUACGAUUAACAGGAUUCCAUAACAUUGAACCAUGACAAAGCACAAUAAUUCUGCAGUGUGGAUGCACCCAUAUUCAUACAUAAUCUAAAGCAUUUCUUGCUCUCGUUUGAUUGAGUUUUCUUUUUACUUGAUUUGUGGGUUGUUGCUCUGAAUGCUGCUCUGAAUGCUUCUAAUUAUUUUUGUAUAAAGGCCAGAAAUUAUUUUGGAUUGCAACCUCUUCGACUAAAUAAACUGAUGUCUGCACUCUG